This is a messenger RNA of Aphis gossypii (cotton aphid), 1185 nucleotides long. Its product is annotated as protein numb homolog. The transcript has 5 exons. Bases 475 to 1002 code for a protein of 175 amino acids. The record is from RefSeq and is a predicted model, not a curated record. NCBI's taxonomy places the organism in Eukaryota, Metazoa, Arthropoda, Insecta, Hemiptera, Aphididae.
AGCCACUAUAAUAAUCGGUAUAUCUCGUGUGAUGUCCAGUGGGCCCGCGAAAUGACAUUUCGAAAAUUAUAUAUUACCUACUUAAAUACUUAUAAAUAACCUUAGAUAGGUACGGUUUCUAAAAAGUCGAAAUAAAAUUUAUAAACUCGUGAAUACAACUCUCGGGUCCGACCUAUGCUACAUUCACUAAAGUCAUUUUAGCCACGCAUCAAAGCUAUAUAAUAAUAUUGUGGUUAAGAGGUUUUCAAUAAUGUAUUGAAUUCAAUAUUAUAAUUACACGAAUUACUGGGAUUUCCAAUCAACGUCAUACGUCUGUACAUACGAUACGCAUUAGGCCUACCAUAGUAAAUACUAAAUUGUCUAUGGGCCUACCUGAAGUUGUUUAAACCAAGAAGUAUUGUUCAUUUAUAUAGCUGUCACUCACUACCGACCUGUUGUAGAGUGUAGUCUACAGUAUAUCGUGCAAACUGCAAAAUGACAAAUUAUAGUAUAAGAAAUCGUGCGCAUGUCGUAAAUAAUAAAAUUAGUCGAUGGCCCCAAGACGAAAUUGAUAUACUGGAUGGAAAUUGUUCUUUUAAUAUUAAAUAUUUGGGAUACGUUGAAGUAUCAGAACCUACAAAUUCAAAAGUAUGUUGUGAAUCAAUUGCUAAACUGUAUCAAGAAUACAAAACUGGAAUUUGUCACCAAAGUCCUGCUAUUUUAUGGAUCACAGGAUAUGAAUUAAGAAUUGUUGACAAAACGUCAAAGAAUUUAAUUCUGGCUCAAACUAUUGAAAAUGUAUUAUUUUGUUCGUCGGCUACAGACUAUUCAGACCAGUUAUUUUAUACUAGCAGAGACUCUUACAAUAAUCGAUGGCUGUGUCACAUGAUUAUUGUUACAGAAUUUUCAAGUGACCGACUGUGCAAGGCAGUGGGAUUUGCAUUUCGAGUAUGUCUGAGGCGGAAAACCAUACGAGAAGGACCUACAACCAAUGCAACAAUAAGUACCAGAUCUAUUGGUUGAAUAAACUAAAGUAUAUGCAUGUACACAAUAUUUAAAUGUGUUGUAAAAAGUAUUCAUAUACAUACAUUGUUAGAAAUGUAUUAUUAAGAUUGCAGUAAUGCACAAUUGUUUUGUACAAAAUAUAUUUGUACCUGUAUUUUAAUCAUUUAACAAUUUUAUGAAAUAAAUAAUAAUUAAAAUUAC